CAUCAACCAUUACUACUCACGCUCAAAAACGACAAAGAAGCUCGUCGACGAUUCGAACUCACGCAAACGACACAGUGAAGAGCCUCGUAAUGUCUUCCCCUAUCCCGUCAAGCUGCCGAAUCCGAUGGCUCCAAGUCUUUACCGCCAUCGUAAUAUUCGCUUGCCUUUUCGCCGCAGCAGUUGGGGCGAUCACGGCGGGGAAGACUAUGUACUCUCUGAUUCCCAUAACGGGAAUUCUGCCCUUAUUACUCAUCGGAGCCUUAUGUCUGGCCAGGAGUCGUAAGGAUUCCUCCGGGAAGAAAGACGGCAAAUGCCCUCCACCCUGUUACGACAGACCUUCCAUGGACCAUCUGGGGCAGCAAGGAGAUGGGUUUCCCGUUCAUUCUCGUGUGGAGACAGCCACUGACACUACGGUGACUGAGACGCAAGUGAAGGUCCUUAAACGGUACUCGUCCACCGAUUCCUUUUCGCCAGGCCAGUGUUCGCUGUGUCCGGGAACGGUAGCUAGCGCAAGCCCUUACUUCAGCCCUUCCUCGUACUCUGACGAAGACUCUGAGCAAAUGAGCAUUGAUCCCGACUACUUCCGGGUGUCUGACCGCACGGAACAUCGACCCAGCAAGCCGUUCGAGUGCGUCGAAAGCCCCCGCUCUUCGUCGAGCAGCCACUGCAACAUGUGCGGUGCUCAGACGAAGCUGGACAGCUCUGCCGACGAAGAAACCCUCGAAAUCGUCAUCACGCCAUCUGUGACAUCGCUUGAAGACGACACGAAGAAGAGAGACGAAGCAGAAUGUACUUCGAAAGUGGCGCCACCUUCUGAAGAACACGCUGUUCCCACGACUUCGUCGCCGGAAUGUUUUGUGAGUGACAAAGAACUGGAAGAUGUGCCGCUUUAAGAGAUGACAUUCACCGGUGCUUGGAAUGGCUCUUCUAGCGUUUGCGGCCUCUAUUAAUGCUUUUUUUUUAAUGUACUCGUUAUUGUGGCGUGUUUUCAGUUUGAGAAAUAAGUGUGCUAAUGUAAUUAAUGUGCAUUUUGGAAUCUUGGUGCGCUUUGGUGCCUUCGUCAGUCACGCUAGUCACCGUAAUGCGUUUGCGUUACACCAUCGGGUGGUAUGCUAUACUGUAGCCAAUAGUAUGCAUAAAAUAUUGG
This is a messenger RNA of Ornithodoros turicata, 1147 nucleotides long. RefSeq lists its product as uncharacterized. Lineage: Eukaryota; Metazoa; Arthropoda; Arachnida; Ixodida; Argasidae. Bases 90 to 893 code for a protein of 267 amino acids. The transcript is spliced from 2 exons. The record is from RefSeq and is a predicted model, not a curated record.